Molecule: messenger RNA, 2996 nt
Organism: Pogona vitticeps (central bearded dragon)
Lineage: Eukaryota; Metazoa; Chordata; Lepidosauria; Squamata; Agamidae
Source: RefSeq, a predicted model, not a curated record
GGCAUUGUUUUCAAACUAUAAACCAGAGGGGCUCAGUCUAAUGGUAUAUUAUGUUCUUUGAGUAUCAUUACUGUAUUUCACUUUGAAGUCACAUUAGCUGAUGAUGCUUAGUUGGAGUGUUAGGGAGAGAGGCCAGCUGAGAUCAGAGCAUUUGUGGCUGAUGAGGCUUCCAAGGAAAUACUUGUGGGGUGGUGAUGCCUUUGAUAAUACUCCUCGGUCAUGUUUCUUUUUAAUUAAUAAUUAUCUAAUUUGGGGAACGUGGUGCUCGAGGCCUGACAACACCAAUCUGAGUCUGAAGGGCAAAACCGUGGCCCCUUUCCCUUCGUUUCCUUCCAUGAAAGGAAACAAGAAGGAUUAAGGGCGGUAGAAAAAAAAGAUGCUUUGACAAAGGGCUUUUGUUAAGGUCGGUUUCUAUAACAGCCGAAAGCAAAAGGGGCGCGUUGUGUUUAUGGCGGGAAAGGAUGAGUUCGUCUGGCUAGUUGGAGGGGUUCCGACGAGAGCCAAGGGUCAGGUUACAUGAGGGGAAAAUAACCUUCCCUCAGGCGCUGAAUCGCUGCUUUGAAAGGAAGUGACAUGAGGUGGGGAGAGAAACGUCAGCUGAGGAGUCUUUAAUUUUUUCUGGCUUUUUUUUUUAAGGAGGACCCACCCCGAGGGUGGAGUCUGGCUUUCUUUCUCAGCGUUGGCUGCCUUACAGCUCAUACAAACUAACUGGCAAUUUCGCUUUGCUUUCCAGAGCAUCCAUGUCCAAGGGUGGCCAGCACGAGGUAAGUGUGAUCUUCCGGCCGUUUCUUCUCCAGAACUUGGGAUUUGCGGGGCUCGAACACACUGCCCUCCCCUUGUUUGGGUGGUAGCUCAUGGGAAGCACAGAAGCAUCUAGUAAGGGCGGUGUGUGGAUGCAGGAGAGCACAGCGUGUGUGGAUGUAGUCCACCAGGUAGCCUUUUUUUUUGCGAAGUACUUAUAUUGUUCAAUUUUGGUCUUAUAUGCCUUUUUUCUCUUCAGCCCGCGUUUCUUCAUUCAAUUUGUCUCGGAGGGCGGGAGUGGCGGCGGCGGGAGAGGACCGAGGCCAACAGGCAUUUUCCCGCUACAUGUUGGCUCCCUUUUGUGUCAAUGCAACAAGCGCUUUCGUUCCCCCCCCUGUUUCCAUGGGAACAGCCAAAAAAAAUUGUAAACUAUUUUUUUUGCUGCUGCUGCUGUGAUCCUAAACUGCGCCUCGCGAGGCCUUUUGUGUGUUGAGGUGGUUUUAUUUGCGCCAGGUGCCGGGCACCCCCGGUCUUCUCACGACCCGGCUUGGUUUUUCCAUAUCCACAAAGAGAAGAUGGGGGAGGGAAGAGGGUUGCCUUGGAAACCGACGUUUGUGACACGCUGUUUGCAGCCGCUUUCCUGAAUGUUUUGCUCCCGCAAAAGACCAUGUUGUCAUCUAAAAUAAUAAUAAGCAAUUGCUCAUAAAAAGCAAAAAGGGACUAAAAUUUACUGUUCUGACUUCCUGGAUUGCACUCCAUUUUCUGAAGGCCUUACAUUGCCACCUUAAGCCAUGGACAUCGCUGGAUUUCUGAAGUCUCAGUUUAUUUGCCACCUUCUUAUCAGUUACAUAUUUAUAGUGUCGGGACUAAUAAUCAACUUCAUUCAGCUCUUCACGCUCUUUCUCUGGCCAUUCAACAAGCAGCUUUUCAGGAAGCUCAACUGCAAGUUGGCUUACUGCAUUUCAAGCCAAUUGGUGAUGUUGCUGGAAUGGUGGUCAGGCACUACUUGUACCCUCUAUACGGACCCACAGAAUUACCACAAGUACGGGAAAGAGAAUGCCAUCGUAAUCCUUAAUCACAACUUUGAAAUCGACUUUCUCUGUGGUUGGAACUUUUGUGAAAGAUUUGGGGUUUUAGGGAGUUCCAAAGUACUUGCAAAGAAGGAGCUUUCAUAUAUGCCUAUCAUUGGCUGGAUGUGGUAUUUCCUUGAGAUGGUCUUCUGCAAGCGCAAAUGGGAGGAAGACCGGAAGACUGUCAUGCGAAGCUUGCUUAAUCUCCGAGACUAUCCUGAAAAUUUCUGGUUUCUGAUUCACUGUGAAGGUACAAGGUUCACAGAGCAAAAGCAUGAAAUCAGCAUGCAGGUGGCUGAAGCCAAAGGCCUACCCAAGCUAAAGUAUCAUCUCCUGCCACGGACAAAGGGAUUUGCCAUCACUGUCCAGUGUUUGAGAAAUGUAGUUUCAGCUGUGUACGAUUCUACACUGAACUUCAGAAAUAAUGAAAAUCCAACUUUGCUGGGAGUUUUGAAUGGAAAGAAAUAUCAUGCAGAUUUAUAUGUAAGACGAAUUCCAUUAGAGGAGGUCCCAGAAGAUGAGCAGGAAUGUUCUAAAUGGCUCCACAAACUCUAUCAAGAAAAGGACUCCUUUCAAGAGGAAUACUACAGAACAGGAAUCUAUCCAGGUACUCCAGUAGUUCCACCCCGGCGGCCAUGGACUCUCUUGAAUUGGCUUUUUUGGGCCUUAUUGUUGCUAUAUCCUUUGUUCAAGUUGCUCAUCAACAUGACCAGCAGUGGCUCGUCACUCACUCUCGCCACCUUUGCCUUUGUUUUUCUUGCAGCUUCAGCUGGUGUUCGAUGGAUGAUAGGAGUUACAGAAAUUAAUAAAGGUUCAACUUAUGGCAACCAUGGUCACAAGGGAAAAUGGAAGUGAACUCUCCAAAGACUGCUUCAUAUCCAGAGGGAACACACACCUGCUGUGAACUGUUGUGCGUAUCAUUCUCCUUCAGACAUGAGGACAAAGAAGAUUAAUGGAGAGAUGGCCAUACUUUUGCUGCAUUCAUACUCUUCUCUCCCUCUGUCCCUCACCCACCCACCCACUCCUGGGGACGUUUUGAAAAUGAUUCUAUCACUCUUUCCCUGCCUGGUUUUUCACAGACUAUGUUUCUUUAAGAUUAAGGAACAGGAAACACACAGACCAUAUAGCAAGGAAGCAUCUAAAGGAAGAGAUUCUUCUCUCCCCCCAUCCCAGGUGGAUUUAUGA